This is a messenger RNA of Triplophysa rosa, 3617 nucleotides long. RefSeq lists its product as uncharacterized. The coding region runs from base 489 to 1979 and encodes 496 amino acids. The transcript has 10 exons. Lineage: Eukaryota; Metazoa; Chordata; Actinopteri; Cypriniformes; Nemacheilidae. The record is from RefSeq and is a predicted model, not a curated record.
AUGCUGCCUUUCCAAACAGUGCGUGCAUGAUCCCAGACAAUUUAAUCCAGAUAUAAUAAUCAUCAACGAAUUAUCCAGAUCAUGAUUAGCGGGAUUAGGUCAUCUCGGACGUUUCGUGUUUGAACGAUGUACGAAGAACGGGCACCAGAUCGCAAAAAGUCGAUGUUUGAAGUGUUGGUGUUUAUCAGCAGGUCUCGCGAGAUCACAGAAAAACAAAUCCGCCAUUUUGACCGCGUCUGUUUAUUUUACUCUUCUUGAAAGCGAUGCCAAAUGUGGCUGUUUUACCAUCAAUGGAUGCACGAAGAACGUUGCCACCGAAUCGUAAUCGCUAUAUCAGUGUGUGUAGGUUUAGUUUAGUGAUAUUUAUUGUCGUCGUUAUGUUUUCAGUCAGUGUGUUUACUGGCGCGCGGCGGCUGUUUCUGGCUAACGUUAGCAAUCAGAAACUGUUGCAUAACUUCUGAUCAUCUUUUAAGAACUCGAACAGCAACAUGAAGACCAUCUCUUUACUCUUCAUCAUCUCUUUAUUCAUCAACGGUGCUGUGACAGAUGAAGUCGAGUCAGUGUCAGUGAUGGAGGGAGAUUCUGUCACGUUACACACUAAUAUUGUGAUACAGACAGAUGAUUUGAUUGAGUGGAGAUAUGGAGCUCAACUCGAUCUCAUAGCAAAACUUAACCGAGAGGCCAAUAAGAUUUCAUUAUAUAAUGACACUGGUGGCAGAUUUACUGACAGACUGAUGCUGAACGAUCAGACUGGAGAUCUCACCAUCAUAGACGUCAGAUCUGAACUCGAGGGAGUUUAUCAACUAGAGAUCACUGGAAAGAAGGUUACAACAAAGACAUUCCGUUUUAGUGUGUUUGGUGAUGCAGAUGAAGGGAAGUCAGUGUCAGUGAUGGAUGGAGAUUCUGUCACUCUACACGCUGACGUUCCUGACAUCAAGAAAUUUGAUGUGAUACGCUGGAGGUUUCAACGUGGAAGCUCUUUUCUAGCUGAACUUAACAGAAAGACUUCCGUCUUCCCUAAAUAUGAUGUUUCUGAUGGGAGAUUCACAGACAGACUGCAGCUGGAUCUGACCGGAUCUCUGACCAUCACAAGCAUCCGAAUCAAACACUCUGGACAUUAUGAUGUCGAUAUCAGCAGCAUAACACACACCAUACACCGGUCAUACACCGUUACUGUCGGUGGUGAAGUGAAGUCAGUGUCAGUGAUGGAGGGAGAUUCUGUCACUCUACACACUGAUUUUACUCACAUACAGAGAUAUGAUAAGGUUGAGUGGAGGUUUGGAACUUCAGACACUCCUAUAGCUAAAAUCAACAAAGAUGUCAAUUUGACGUCAGUAUAUGUUGAUGUUCUUGAAGGGAGAUUCAGAGACAGACUGCAGGUGGAUGAUCAGACUGGAUCUCUCACCAUCAACAACAUCGAAACUGAUCUUUCUGGACUUUAUGAACUGAAGAUUAUCAACAGAAGACGAUCCAUUCAAAGGAGAUUCAUUGUGACUGUCGGUGCAUUGGGUCUGUCUUCGGGUGUUGUAGCAGGAAUAUGUGUCACUGUCUCGCUGCUUAUUGCUGCUGCCGCCGCCGCUGCCGUUUCGUACAUUCGCCGAUGUUUCCCUAAAGCAAGAACACUCGAGGUGAUGGAAGGAGAUCCGGUCACUCUACACACUGAUUUUAUUGUGAAACCUGAUGAUGUGAUUAAGUGGAGGUUUGGACUUCAAAGGACUCUCAUAGCUGAAAUCAGGAGCCCGAACGGCACAACAUGUAAUGAUGUUCUUGAUGGGAGAUUCUCUGACAGACUGACACAGAGUCCUCAGUCUGGCUCUCUCACCAUCAGUGACACCAGAACUACAGACUCUGGAGUUUAUCAACUGAAAAUCAUCAGCAGUAAUGAGACCUCAUACAAGAGAUUCAGACUGACUGUCACUAAUUCCAACAGAGUGAAUGAGACAGGUCCUUUGAUGAAUGGAGACAUUCAGCUGCAGUGAUGUGCUUCACUUUUACAGCUUUUACACACUGGAUGCAUAUUUUUUACAGGUCAUGUGAAAAACAAUGGAUAAAAGGAGGAAGUGUGACCCUGGACAACAAAACCAGCCUUAAGAGUCAAUUUUUCGAAAUUGAGAUUUAUGCAUGAUCUGAAAGCUGAAUUAAAAAGCUUUCCAUUAAUGUAUGGUUUGGUAGGAUAGGACAAUAUUUGGCCGAGAUACAACCAUUUAAAAAUCUGGAAUCUGAGCGUGCAAAUAAAUCAAACCAUUGAGAAAAGACGGUUUCAAAGUGACAACAUAAACAUGUGAUACCAAGCUCAACUGCUUAGAUGUCAAUGUGCCAUACAGGUUUCUUUAAAGGUGGGAUAACAUUCUGUCAUGCAUUCUGACUUCUUUACAGAGUUGAACUUGCUGGCUUCUCAUGCUUAACAAGGUCAGCUUGUCAAAAAACAAGUUGGACGUAUGAUGUAGUAUUUCUGUGCUUGAUACGCUCCCCCAGAACUCCAACUUGUUUCGGAAAGUUUUUUAUAAGUCUAUCCCUGUUUCGUAACGGGGAUCCUAUUCCUUUUAUUGGACAAUUCUCCCAGAAAAGCACGCCCACGGCAAGGUGAAAGGAAAAGCCUGCCCACGCGCCAACCAACGAGAUAUAGGAAGACCCGCUUAUAAAGGUUGGCUGCGCUGUGUCAAGAUUGGCUGCGCUGUGGGCCUGCAGCUGCAGCUCGUUACACUUGCUAUAGUGAGAGAAGUUGAGGUGUGUUUGUUUGUUCACGGCAUUUCAGUGAUGGAUGUUAUAUAAAGGUGGAUAUAACACUGGAUUUGGAGAUUGUUUGAAACUGAUAGAUGGCGUGGUCCCAGUGUUAAAAGACGCCGGACAUGAAGCCAUAUGUCUUUGUUUUGUUGGCGAUCGGCGCGUAUAUUUCAUCGUAACUUUAAUUUUCAGCUUAAAAGCUGCGAUAAAAGAGAAGUUAACACGUUUAAAACGAAUAAUGAAAAAUGAAAUUAACAUUUAUUUCUCUUAAGAUGUAUAAGUGUUGUUUUCGUUCUUAGCUUGAAAUAUAACGACUGCUUUUCUGAAAUAAGACCUGAAAUAACAAACCUCAAUGACAUGCGGUGGCUAAAUGCGACCUCCGGAGGACGACAUGGAUACCCGACAUCCUGUCCAGGACUUGUCCGGGAAAAUGGCACGUAUGGUGGUCACCCUAACCAACACGCCUCUUUAUUGUGUCAGAACACAAAAGAAGAUAUUUUGAAGAAUGUUAAUAACCGAACAGCGGUGGCACCCAUUGAGGAAUGUUGGAUCGGCGUAAGUGAUCUCCACUCUGUUUUCAACUGUUUCAACAAUGGCAGAACAUCAGAAUUGCAGCGGUCACCAUCAGAGAUCCGCCAACAGCACAAGAGAUCAAAACUUUAUGACUGAAGGUCUGAGACCGUUCUGUAAUGAACAAUAAGAGUCAGUACUGUAACCGAAUCCGUCUGAUGUCAACUUCAAUAUAUAAUAGAGAGAGUACAAAUGGUAGCUCUUCACUCACCGUAGACAGUGACGUUGAAUCUGCAUGUGGUCUUCUGCCAGCUGCUGAUGGUGAUUUGAUAAAGUCCAGAGUGAGCGAUUCUGUUGUUUGUGAUGGUGAGAGAUCCAGUCUG